AUGGAUGUGCAACAACUAAUAGAAGAAGUUCGUAAGUUUCCUGUUAUUUACGAUCAGCGAAGUGAAAACUACAGGAAUAUCGAGUACAAAGACAGAGUUUGGGAGACAAUUGCAACGGAUCUACAAGCGAAAGCUUUCACAAACAGAAACACAGAUCACCGCGUCCGAGUCACUUCAAGGAACAACAAAGACACGGACGUUCCCUGGUCAUGUGUGACCUCUGCAGGAAUGGACCGGAGCUCGGCCGUCACUCAUCCGACGCUCAGCCCUGACAUGGCCCGGACGUGUGUGUCCCGACCUACAUGCAGACAUUUGAGGGCCUAUGGAAGAAGACAUUACAGGAGGCAGUUAUAAUUUCCUUAGAACCAACGACAAAGUGAGCAAAAUAUUUGCCAAUUUUCACACCAUGGUUGAAAGAGAGAUAGGUAAGAAGAUUUAAGUUAUCAGAUCAGAUAAUGGUACCAAAUAUGUCAAUAAACAGUUAAGCAAUAGCUGAGUGAAUUUGGAAUCUGACAUUAAACUACAAUUCACUAUAGUUCUGCUGGUAAAACUUCACAAAGGACUGUCGGGGAAAUCAAAGAUAGCAGAACCGCUGAACUGUGAAUCAAUGUUUCAUCUGAUUUGUU
Messenger RNA from Schistocerca piceifrons (Central American locust), 626 nucleotides. RefSeq lists its product as uncharacterized. The transcript has 2 exons. NCBI's taxonomy places the organism in Eukaryota, Metazoa, Arthropoda, Insecta, Orthoptera, Acrididae. Bases 1 to 354 code for a protein of 117 amino acids. The record is from RefSeq and is a predicted model, not a curated record.